This is a messenger RNA of Panicum virgatum (switchgrass), 658 nucleotides long. RefSeq names its product putative defensin-like protein 80. Lineage: Eukaryota; Viridiplantae; Streptophyta; Magnoliopsida; Poales; Poaceae. The record is from RefSeq and is a predicted model, not a curated record. The transcript has 2 exons. Bases 105 to 404 code for a protein of 99 amino acids.
GCUGUAUAUAGACGCUCUGCACCACAGAAACCAACAACCACACACCUUCUCAGCGUCAGCUAGCAUUGCUUGGGUAGUUUUUGCAUCCACGGAGUUGGCCGGAGAUGACGACGAUGUCAGCCAAGUUCCGUUCCAUGGCCGGCAAGAUCGUCCUCGUCCUCGUCCUGGGCGUCCUCCUCCACCCCUUCUCCUCUGCAGCUGGGCGUGUUGCAGGUGCAGGGGAAGAAGCAAUGGCAGCUCUCCAGCCGGAGCUGCCGCAGUGCAACCCCUUGGUGGGGCCGCCGGACAUCUCGCCGGACUGCGACACCUGGUGCUGGUACGGCGGCCACCCGGGAGGCUACGUCAAAGGCGACGUCUGCUGCUGCAACCCCGGCGCCGGCCUAGCUGAUGAUGCUGAUAGCUAAACGAACAAGAUGAUCCAUAAGUAACUACCAACCGUCCGUGCGUGCGUGCUUGCAUGAAGAAAUAAACUACCUUGCUUCGACUCCGGUGUAUGAUAGUGAGUUUCCGUGGGGAAAGGUUACGUUUUCAAUAAAAAUUUUUAUUGUUUAGUACUCUGUUCGUUUCUUUCACGAUGUCUACCUGUAACCACUCUAUUUUAGUGUAUUUAGUGCAUUAUAUGUGAUAUCUGCCUAUAACCGUUCAGUCUUUCCAUUUA